CCAGCCGAUCAAGUGGGAAUGAAUCACCAACACCACACAGCCACAACACCACCGCUCUCAUACAACCACCAUUUCUCUGUCUCGAUUGACGACCCAACCAUCCUGCUCUUCUACCAAUCACCGACACCACCUGCACACAGACACGAGAGAUAUGAAUCGCCGUGCAUCCCGCUUGACCUUCCCAACUAGACCUACCUUCCUCUAACCUCCACCUUUCCCUCUCGAGUACUGGAGAGUCCGCCUCUCUCGAAAGCGCACAUGCCGGACACCCAGCAUUCCCCGUCAUGGGACCUGAAUGAUGCCAUCAGACUUCUUAACAGUCUCAAGCUCAAGAACAGUGAUUCUGCACUGAGCCAUGAGGUAGUCAUCUACGCCAGCAAAGAUGGAGGGGCCGACGACACAUGCGAGGGUUCGCUUGGGGAUUUCUCCUCUCUGUGGGACUACCUAGGGCGGCCUCAUGCUGCUGACGAACAGCAAGCUGCAGAGCUGUUCAAAUAUGAGAUCAACGAUGAACCAGUGGCAGAGGUCGACCUCAACCAGCUCAGCAAGGCUGUGCGCUGGCGGGACGAGCUGGAUGGCGCCGAUCUUGAAGACAAUGUGGAAGCCCCAAAUAACAAGGCCACUGCCGCGUACAUUCGCAACCAGAAGCGUGCCGCAAGAAGAGCCAGAGCCAAGGAAAGAGCUGAAAAGCCUGUCGCCCAGGAGAAGCCCAUUUCGGACACCACAGACUUGGAAUCUGGAGAAGAACUCGAGUCGCUACGCCGCUCCCCCGACCGCAGAGCUGUUAUUGACAGCAUUCUGGGUCGUAAUCGGCCUGGUUUCCGCGAUAACAGUUCGCCGCCGACCUCUCCAUCACCCCCAAAAGCUGAAAUCAGAACUCCCCAACGCGAUUUUGUUGUCUCAAAUCCCUUUGUGUGGCCUGCCACGCCGGUCUCUACGCCGUCAAAGAACAUAGUCAUUACUCCCCGCGAUGGAUUGACGGCCAGAACCAGAAAACAAGCUCUGAUUACCGAGUUGAUGCGCCGGCAUCCUGAAGAACAAACGUAUCUGACGAAUCCCGGGCUCCUCGAACCUGCCUUUAGCCCGCUCAAUACAUCCAGCAUCGGCAUCCACGUCUUCGUUGACAUUUCGAACAUAUCCAUUGGCUUCCACGAUUGCUUGAAAUUGGCACGUGGUAUGCCCCGUGAGACCCGCCUGAAGCGUGUCCCUCUUUCAUUCCACAACUUCUCUCUAAUUCUCGAACGCGGUCGCCCAUGUGCCAAGCGUGUCUUGGUUGGAUCCGACAAAUAUGCGGCAAUUCAACAGGCUAAGUCGAUCGGCUAUGAAACCAACAUUCUCGAACGCGUGCACAAAGCGAAGGAGCUGACGCCGCGUCAGAAGAAAUAUCAAUCCCGAUCUGGCGGUGAGACAAGUGGUUCUGAAACGAACACAGGUCUUUCUAAGCACUCGGGUUCGGAGAAAUGGGUCGAACAGGCUGUGGACGAAAUUCUACACCUCAAGAUCCUUGAGUCGAUUAUUGACAGCCAGAAACCCAGCACUAUUGUCCUCGCCACUGGCGACGCUGCCGAGGCCGAGUACUCGGGCGGGUUUUUGCGCAUGGUCGAACGCGCUUUGGAAAAGCAAUGGAGAGUCGAGCUGGUCAGUUUCAGACUGAACACCAGCAGUUUGUACAAGAGAAGAGAAUUCCGUGUGAGAUGGGGCCAGCUGUUUAAGUGCAUCGAGUUGGAUCCCUUCGUGGAGUUUUUGAUCGACGAGGAGAACGAUGGUUAGAUGCCAUGGUCACUUCCCCCUGGAUCAAUCCCGAGAUCCACGCCCAGAUUCACGCCAACCUCUGGCAUGGCGCCACGAAAGUCGAAUGCUCGCGUCUUGGCUCGUGCUAAAAAGGUGGUGAAGGUCGCACGGAGACGUCUUGAAGAAUUGAAACAGGCACAGCUGUAUCACGAACUUGUGCUCAGCAACAGAGCGAAGUAGUGACGAUCUGAUUGACCUGUCGAUAUCACGGUCCGUAUGAUCUGCAAUCUGUGAAGCUAGGGAAACUGCUGCCUGAGCUCUCUACACAAUGUACCUCGAAUUGGAGAUUGGCACACUGAGGCAGCUGUUUUCAGGAUAAGAAAUGCCAGACGAAUAUAACAAAAUUCCACCUCGUACGAAGUGUGCUUGUCUCUUUAGCCGUAUGAGAUCUUGCGACCCAGCCGGCCUGUCUCGAAGAGGGUAGGCGAACAGAGACCUAC
Cladophialophora immunda is the source of this 2231-nucleotide messenger RNA. RefSeq lists its product as uncharacterized. The transcript has a single exon. Gene Ontology annotation, cellular component: nucleus. Bases 259 to 1770 code for a protein of 503 amino acids. Lineage: Eukaryota; Fungi; Ascomycota; Eurotiomycetes; Chaetothyriales; Herpotrichiellaceae. The record is from RefSeq and is a predicted model, not a curated record. Gene Ontology annotation, biological process: protein import into nucleus. Gene Ontology annotation, molecular function: guanyl-nucleotide exchange factor activity; small GTPase binding.